Molecule: messenger RNA, 1115 nt
Organism: Hydra vulgaris (swiftwater hydra)
Lineage: Eukaryota; Metazoa; Cnidaria; Hydrozoa; Anthoathecata; Hydridae
Source: RefSeq, a predicted model, not a curated record
UAAUAGGAUUGUUUGUAAGCCGUUAUCUGAACAAAUAUGUUUGUACAGAAUAUCUUUUCAGUAUGAUAUAACGAAAAAAAUUAGCUUUAUUAAGGUUUGUUUGCAUCAAGCUAAGCUAUAAAGCAUUUUUUCAAAUACUUUUACUGAUUUGGAAAUUUAAACUGAUUUUUACUUCCAAAGUUAACUAAGCCGUUUUGAUAUGCAUGUUGUUUCAAAACUAUUCUGGCAAAAAGUCAUGUAGAAAAUUGUUUAAUGAAAAUCGUUGUUUUAAACUUAUAUGGCUACCUGCUCGUGUUAGUUUGUUUUGUAUUUUCAAUAGUAUUAUUCUAGCUGCAUUUACUAAUGAAGUACCAUUCAGCAUUAAUUUCAAUGAUAUAUGUUAUAAAGAGUGUAACAGUUCAGACUCGUCCAACAAAUCUAUAGUUUUUUCUAUGAAUGAACUAAAAAGUAUUACUCUGACAUUUUGCAAUCAAACUCCAGGAAUGUUUAUUAUGCCAGCAACCACUAAUGAAAGCAAUAUUGUUACAUUCUUGCAUGAAAAUACAUCUAUUAGAGUUUCUAAAUCUAUCACCUGUAAUGAGCUAAAGUCCAGACUUAAAAUAGAUGCUGGUUUUGAAAAAUCAUAUGAAGAUUACCAAGAUAUCCUUAAUAGAACAAUAGAUUGUGGCAAAAGUUCUGAUAAAUGCUCUACAUGUUUGAAUAAAUACAAAGAAUGGCUAUGCACACAGUUUCCGUUUUCUAUAGAGAAUGGCAGAAAACCUGAAUACUAUGAAGAAAAUCAUGUUUGUCUUGAAUGCCCUAGCACAGAAGCUGAUAAUGAUUUUUCAUUUGGUGGUUAUGUACUAUUUACUUGUCAAGUUGAUAGAGGGAAGGAUGAGUUAAAUUAUGCUAACUACCUGAGAAGUGUGCAUCAAAGUUUUGUUAGUUCAACAAAUUAAUAUUUGUAUAUUUAUUUUUGGGUACAAGGAUUUGUAUAUUAUCUAUAUAUAUAUAUAAAGUGUUGAUGCCGAGUGAUUUGGAGUUCCAAGCAAAAAUUUUUGUUUGGCUUAAUAUAUAUAUGACACACACAUUCAAACAAUAUUUUCAAACGAUACUUUUGAUUGAAGUUGAAAAGA